CCGAGUUAAACUAAUUUUGUUGUAAUGGAUUGUAUGCCUGUAUCAAAAAUAAUUUUAAUGUGAAAAUAAGGGUGUUGACGAAGGAUUCCAGGUUUAUUUAGGGGAUUUCCAUCAUGGCUUAUAAUUACGUGGUUACGGCUCAAAAGCCGACUGCGGUAACAGCUUGUAUUACAGGUAACCUUACUUCUCCAACCGAUCUUAACCUGCUGGUCGCUAAGCAGUCGCGUCUGGAGAUGUACCUCGUCACUCCUGAAGGGUUACGACCCAUGAAGGAAGUAGGCCUGUAUGGCAGGGUUGCCAAAAUGAAGUUGUUUAGACCUCCAUAUGAAAAGAAAGAUUUAGUAUUCAUCCUGACUGCUCGCUACAAUGCCAUGAUAUUGGAAUGGAGGAUGGGUCCAAAUGGGGACUUGGAAGUGGUCACGCGGGCCCACGGGAAUGUGUCAGACCGCAUUGGUAAACCGUCAGAAAACGGGAUCCUAAUGGUCAUAGACCCACAAGCUAGAGUCAUAGGCCUUCGGUUGUAUGAUGGGCUUCUCAAAAUUAUACCUUUAGAUAAAGAUUCUACAGAAUUGAAAGCAGCUAGUCUGAGGUUAGACGAACUUGACGUGUAUGAUGUAGAAUUUUUACAUGGGUGUUGCAACCCUACGUUAAUUUUAAUUCACCAAGAUUUAAAUGGAAGACACAUUAAGACACACGAAAUAAAUUUAAGAGAAAAGGAAUUCAUGAAAAUCCCUUGGAAACAAGACAAUGUUGAGACAGAAGCGUCUAUACUUAUACCUGUACCAAGUCCUAUUGGUGGAGCUAUCGUUAUAGGUCAAGAAUCCAUAGUGUAUCAUGAUGGUCAAAGUUAUGUGGCCGUAGCGCCACCACAAAUUAAGUCGACGCCGGUGGUGUGCUACUGCCGCGUGGACGCGCGCGGGCUGCGCUACCUGCUGGGCGACGCGGCCGGCCGCCUGCUCAUGCUGCUGCUGGAGCUGCACGAGCGGCCCGCCGGCGCGCCCGCCGUCAAGGACCUCAAAGUCGAGCUCUUGGGUGACAUCCCAAUACCAGAAUGUAUGACGUACUUGGACAACGGUGUAGUUUUCAUCGGCUCCCGGCUCGGCGACUCGGCUUUGGUACGAUUGUCUUGCACUAGGGACGAGACGAGUCAGUACGUUCAGCCGAUGGAGAGUUUCACAAGCCUGGCGCCUAUAGUGGACAUGUGCGUCGUGGAUUUGGAGAGGCAGGGACAGAAUCAGCUGAUUACAUGCUCUGGUGCUUUCAAAAUGGGCUCCCUCCGUAUAAUCCGCAACGGAAUCGGUAUCCAGGAGCAGGCCUCCAUAGACCUGCCCGGGAUUAAGGGAAUGUGGGCACUCUGUUUGCAACCCGGAGAGACUCAUCAUGACACAUUAGUCGUAGCCUUUGUCGGACAAACCAGAGUUCUUACAUUAAAUGGAGAAGAAGUAGAAGAAACAGAGAUAAGAGGAUUCGUGUCGGAUCGUCAGACAUUUUUCACGGGGAAUGUUUGCCAUAAUCAACUAGUUCAAGUAACGGACGAAGGAAUCCGCCUCAUAUCUUACGGCCCAGACGGUUGGACAUUGGCGGCCACGUGGCAAACUGAAGGUGACAGUGCCGGAGUGCGGGGAGUGUCUGUGGUGUCGUGUAGCGGCAACCGCGUGGUGUGCGCCGCGGGCAACAAGAUAUACCUCGUGGAGGUUCUGGAAGGUUCUCUGCGGCUGUUGCAUUCCGUGUGCAUGGAGGAGGAGGUGGCGUGCCUGGACGUGUCGCCCGACGAGCUCCAGCCGGCGCUGCUCGGCGUCGGGCUGUGGACCGACAUCUCCGUGCGCGUGCUGCGGCUGCCCGAGCUCGCGCCGCUGCACACCGAGCGGCUGGCCGGAGAGAUAAUCCCGCGGUCGCUGCUGAUCUGCGUGCUGGAGGGCGUGUGCUACCUGCUGGUGGCGCUGGGCGACGGCUCCAUGUUCUACUUCACGGUGGACCCGCGCUCGGGCGCGCUCGCCAACAAGAAGAAGGUCACGCUGGGCACGCAGCCCACCGUGCUCAGGAGCUUCAGGUCACUCUCAACAACGAACAUAUUCGCGUGCUCGGAUCGUCCAACAGUCAUCUUCUCGUCCAAUCACAAGCUGGUGUUCUCCAAUGUGAAUCUGAAGGAAGUCACUCACAUGUGCUCGCUGAACGCGGCCGCCUAUCCUGACAGUUUAGCUCUAGCCACAGACAGCACAGUGACCAUAGGCACCAUAGACGAAAUACAGAAGCUUCACAUACGAACAGUGCCGCUAGGAGAGACGCCACGCAGGAUCGCCCAUCAAGAGGCUUCACAGACAUUCGGCAUAAUUACGAUGCGUGUGGACAAAAUGGAAUGGUGUGCGGGAACAGGCUCUGCCGCCCCCGUGCGGCCGUCGGCGUCCACCGCCGCCAGCAACACCAGCGGCGCGCCGCUGCCUACCGGGAAACACGCGCCGCACCACAGCGACGUGGAGGUACACAACCUGCUCAUCGUGGACCAGCACACGUUCGAGGUGUUACACGCCCAUCAAUUGCAAGCGAACGAAUAUGCACUAUCGCUGAUUUCCUGCCGCCUCGGUGACGACCAGCAACAUUAUUACGCUGUCGGCACCGCAUUGUUGCAACCCGAAGAGAGUGAACCCAAACAGGGUAGAAUAUUAUUAUUCCACUGGUUCGAAGGCAAACUGGUGCAGGUGACUGAGAAAGAAAUAAAAGGCGCGUGUUAUGUUCUAGUCGAAUUUAAUGGGAAACUGCUGGCAGCCAUUAACAGCACGGUGCGACUAUUCGAAUGGACAUCGGACAAGGAGCUCCGCCUGGAAUGCAGCCACUUCAACAACAUCGUAGCGUUGUACCUCAAAGCUAAAGGCGACUUCAUACUGGUCGGGGACAUUAUGAGGUCUAUGUCGUUACUACAGUAUAAACAGAUGGAGGGUAGUUUUGAAGAGAUCGCCCGCGAUUACAGUCCAAAUUGGAUGACGGCCGUGGAAAUAUUGGACGACGACACAUUCUUGGGCGCCGAGAACUGUUUCAAUCUCUUCGUUUGUCAGAAAGAUAGCGCCGCGACGACGGACGAGGACCGGCAGCUGAUGAGCUACAUGGGGCAGUUCCACCUCGGGGACAUGGCCAACGUGAUGCGGCCCGGCUCGCUCGUGGCGCAGCACGCCGACUCCGCCGCGCCCGUGCUGCACCCCGUGCUCGUGGCCACCGUGCACGGCGCCGUCUGUCUAGUAGUCCAACUAUCGCAAGAGCUGUUCGACUUCCUCCACAAACUGGAGGAGCGUCUGACCCACACGAUCAAGUCGGUCGGCAAGAUCUCCCACUCGUUCUGGAGAUCAUUCAACACGGACAUAAAGACGGAGCCGGCUGAGGGGUUCAUUGAUGGAGAUCUGAUCGAGAGCUUCCUGGAUUUGAACAGGGAUAUGCAGCAGGAGACCGUGAAGGGUUUACAGAUCGACGAUGGCGGCGGAAUGAUGCGCGACGCGACUAUCGACGACAUCAUCAAAAUCGUGGAAGACCUCACCAGGAUACAUUAGUUUAUAUUGAAGUUAAUUAAUUAAAUAUUAUUAUGUAUGUAAUUACAAA
This is a messenger RNA of Amyelois transitella, 3585 nucleotides long. It is a transcript of the gene pic, whose product is annotated as DNA damage-binding protein 1. The record is from RefSeq and is a predicted model, not a curated record. The transcript is spliced from 23 exons. The coding region runs from base 114 to 3536 and encodes 1140 amino acids. Gene Ontology annotation, biological process: DNA repair; proteasome-mediated ubiquitin-dependent protein catabolic process. NCBI's taxonomy places the organism in Eukaryota, Metazoa, Arthropoda, Insecta, Lepidoptera, Pyralidae. Gene Ontology annotation, cellular component: nucleus; site of double-strand break. Gene Ontology annotation, molecular function: protein binding; nucleic acid binding.